This is a messenger RNA of Oncorhynchus kisutch (coho salmon), 4574 nucleotides long. RefSeq names its product protein Z-dependent protease inhibitor-like. The record is from RefSeq and is a predicted model, not a curated record. The coding region runs from base 3133 to 4485 and encodes 450 amino acids. Gene Ontology annotation, molecular function: serine-type endopeptidase inhibitor activity. The transcript has 4 exons. Gene Ontology annotation, biological process: blood coagulation. Lineage: Eukaryota; Metazoa; Chordata; Actinopteri; Salmoniformes; Salmonidae.
ACCUUUCUGAUACCCAGGCUGAAAGGUAGGUCUGUUUUUGAGAUGUAUGCAACUAUUUGUAAGAAUAUAUGUAUAUACAGUGUUGCUUUUAUUGUUGAUGUGAUAAUCUUAUUUGCGAGUUGUGAUGUUGAAGCCCCCUAAAUUGCUAACAAAGUUAGCUGACUUUCGUUCUGAAAGGACUAAAUAUACGUUUUUCCAUUCUGUCUUAAGUGUAGUUUUUAUUUGAGCUCUGAUGCAAUGCAUUGACAAGUCAUUGAUCACCAAACAAAUAUCUUGCCAUUUGUCUAGAAGACAUGUAAACAUGACAUACUGUGAAGUCCAAAAGUAUUUGAACAGUGACACAUUUGUUGUUUUGGCUCUGUACUCCAGCACUUUCGAUUUGAAAUAAAUAAUACUUUGAGGUUAAACUGCAGACUGUCAGCUUUAAUUUCAGGGUAUUUGUCUGUAUUGGAUGGGCAGCACUUUUUUUUUACCCCUCUCCCCCCCAUUUUAGGGAACAAAAAGUGUUUGGACAAAUUCACUUAUGUAUAAAAGUAGUCAAAAGUUUAGAAUUCGGUCUCAUAUUCCUAGUACACAAUGACUACAUCAAGAUUGUGACUACAUACUUGUUGGGUGCAUUUGCAUUUUGUUUUGGUUGUGUUUCAGAUUAUUUUGUGCUCAAUGGAAAUGAAUGGUAAAUAAUGUAUUGUGUCAUUUUGUAGUCUAUUUUAUUGUAAAUAAGAAUAGAAUAUGUUUCUGAACACCUAAUUGUGAAUAAUGAUGGAUGAGAAAGUUAGGCACAAAGAUCAUACACCCAAGUCAUGCUAUCCUCUAACCAUUAUCAAUAAUGGGAUGUUAGAAUUUUGGGGGUGGGUUAUGAAAAUAAUGCUUCUGUCACUAAAUGUUAUUCACAAUUCAUUCAUGAUUAUCUGUAAUCAAGGUAGCGUCCACAUUAAAGUACAAGUGUUUAUAAACAUAUUCUAUUAUGAAAGUGACUCAAAUGACACAAUACAUUAGGGGAGAGGGGUAAGUUGAGACACCCUUGUUUCUAAGAAACCAUGUACAAAAUUAUAGGAAGAGGUCAUUUUAUGGAAUCUGUGGAAGAAAGCAAGUUAGGUAAAAAAGUUAGGUUAUUCAAAUACAUUUCUUGGUGCUGGUAUCUAAAUCAAAUUGGAUCAUUUUAAGAUUGUUCUAUACAUCAGUUGGGGUUUCUAUAAGGUUCAAUAUUUAUUUAUUUAUUUUUUAUUUUACCUUUAUUUAACCAGGUAGGCAAGUUGAGAACAAGUUCUCAUUUACAAUUGCGACCUGGCCAAGAUAAAGCAAAGCAGUUCGACAGAUAAAACGACACAGAGUUACACAUGGAGUAAAAACAAACAUACAGUCAAUAAUGCAGUAUAAACAAGUCUAUAUACAAUGUGAGCAAAUGAGGUGAGAAGGGAGGUAAAGGCAAAAAAGGCCAUGAUGGCAAAGUAAAUACAAUAUAGCAAGUAAAAUACUGGAAUGGUAGUUUAGCAAUGGAAGAAUGAGCAAAGUAGAAAUAAAAAAUAAUGGGGUGCAAAGGAGCAAAAUAAAUAAAUAAAUAAAAAUUAAAUACAGUUGGGAAAGAGGUAGUUGUUUGGGCUAAAUUAUAGGUGGGCUAUGUACAGGUGCAGUAAUCUGUGAGCUGCUCUGACAGUUGGUGCUUAAAGCUAGUGAGGGAGAUAAGUGUUUCCAGUUUCAGAGAUUUUUGUAGUUCGUUCCAGUCAUUGGCAGCAGAGAACUGGAAGGAGAGGCGGCCAAAGAAAGAAUUGGUUUUGGGGGUGACUAGAGAGAUAUACCUGCUGGAGCGUGUGCUACAGGUGGGAGAUGCUAUGGUGACCAGCGAGCUGAGAUAAGGGGGGACUUUACCUAGCAGGGUCUUGUAGAUGACAUGGAGCCAGUGGGUUUGGCGACGAGUAUGAAGCGAGGGCCAGCCAACGAGAGCGUACAGGUCGCAAUGGUGGGUAGUAUAUGGGGCUUUGGUGAUAAAACGGAUUGCACUGUGAUAGACUGCAUCCAAUUUGUUGAGUAGGGUAUUGGAGGCUAUUUUGUAAAUGACAUCGCCAAAGUCGAGGAUUGGUAGGAUGGUCAGUUUUACAAGGGUAUGUUUGGCAGCAUGAGUGAAGGAUGCUUUGUUGCGAAAUAGGAAGCCAAUUCUAGAUUUAACUUUGGAUUGGAGAUGUUUGAUAUGGGUCUGGAAGGAGAGUUUACAAUCUAACCAGACACCUAAGUAUUUGUAGUUGUCCACGUAUUCUAAGUCAGAGCCGUCCAGAGUAGUGAUGUUGGACAGGCGGGUAGGUGCAGGUAGCGAUCGGGUAGGUGCAGGUAGCGAAUAUGAGGUCCUAAACCUAAGAUGAAAGUGCAUCCUUCAAGCUGUGUGGGCUAAUAUAGUCAAAAUGUUUGCCUUGGGCUAAGUUGAGCCAAGGGCUAUGUGGUAAGUUGAAGUGAUUUCUUCCCAGGCCUAAUGCAAGGCAUCAUCACUGGGAUACAACAGGGCCUGGUCUAUAUUAAAAGUGUUUAAAAAGUACAAAGUAUUUGUUAGGUGUUAAGCCUGUGUUAAAAGAUGCUUAAAUGAUUAAAAGACACAAAGUGAUUCUGAUUGUGUUGAAUUGUGUUUGGGAAAUAAAGAUAGACAUGGUUUUAAAAAGGUAGUGGUAAUAUUUAGUUCAGUACGGAAAUGUGUAGGUGGCUGAAUUUACCAUACCCGGGUAAAUUGUGCCAAGAGACCACUUUUUUUGGAGAAGCUAUGUUUUCAAAAUGAAUGUUACCAUGAAUUCUGAUUAUUUCAAGGGAUACACAACAUCCUGAAAUAUAUGUAGAUAUUUGUUAUGAAGAAUACCAUAUUUACCUUGAUGGAGUGAUGUUGAAUGUAAAAAAUGGUUCAGAUUACCCCACUCACCCCUAUUUACCAUUAAUUUCUAUUGAGCACAAAAUAAUCUGAAACACAACCAAAACAAACUGCAAAUGCACCCAAAAAGUAUGUAGUCACAAUCUUGAUGUAGUCAUUGCGUACUAGGAAUAUGAGACCGAAUUCUAAACUUUUUACUACUUUAAUGCACAAAUAAGUGAAUUUGUUCAAAUAUGUUUUGUUCCCUAAAAUGGGGUGACUAUGUACAAAAGUGCUGUAGUUUCUAAAUGGUUCAUUCAUAUAACAUAAACUUCAAUGUGCUGGAGUACAGACAAAACCAAAAACAUUUCACUGUCAAAAUUAUUUUGGACCUCACUAUAAAUACUAUUGCAAAUUGUGAUCACAUAACUCAUCAAAGAACUAUGAUGAUGAAGGUGGGACUCCUUUUCCUCCUGACCCAUGUCUGGUCCCUCAUCCCCGUCUACCAAACUCAAGAGCAGAGCCCCAACAUCACAGACCUGACCUUCAAAAACAUGGACUUUGCCAUGACUCUCUACAGGAAGAUUGCUGGUUACCAUGAUAAUAACAUAUUUUUCUCACCCCUGAGCAUAUCCACAGCUUUUGCCACCCUCUCCAUGGCAGCACAGGGUCCCACACGAGACCAGAUACUGAAGGGGCUCAACCUAGCCCACCUAGAUCGGGUCAAGCAACCAGACAUCAUUCCAGAACUCUUCCAACAACUCCAAAGGAACAUCACACAAGAUGAAUCAUUGAAACUGGACCAGAGCACCACCUUCUUUGUUUGCCUAAAGUUUGAGAUAGAGAGUGACUACAGUGACCAGAUCAAGAAAUUCUUCAACGCUGAUAUCAACAGUGUGGACUUUGCAAAUACAAAAGCUAGCAUUGCCAUGAUCAAUGACUACAUAAUGAGAAAGACUGAUAAUAGAGUCAAGGAGAUGGUGUCUGACUUGGAUCCACUUACCCAACUUAUGCUCAUCAACACCAUUUUCUUCCGGGGUGAAUGGCAGAUGCCCUUCAAUCCCAAUCACACAGAAAUUCAACGCUUCUAUAUUGACAACUACAAUAUUGUCCAGGUGCCUAUGAUGUUAAGAAUGGAGGAUAAGUUCUACACAAUGGACGACUUUCCCCUGAAUGCCAAGGUGCUGAAGCUGCCGUACCGAGAUGGUGUUUCAAUGCUUAUCCUGCUACCCAACAAAGGCCUGGAUUAUACCACAAUAGAUGAUGAGAUCACAGCUGAGAGAUUCCUCAACUGGAUUAAAAAUCUGAAAGAAAGGAAACUAGAAGUUCAACUGCCCAAGUUCAAGAUGGAGCAAUCAUACGCCAUGCACAACAUCCUACCAGAUUUGGGUAUAUCCAAUAUCUUCCAUGACACUACUAACCUCACUAAAUUGAGCAAAGACCCAGGCCUGAAGGUGUCAGCGGUGUUGCACAAGGCAGUGAUCGAGGUGGAUGAGAGAGGCACCACUGCAGCCGCUGCCACAGAAAGCGGCAUUAUUGGAUACGCCUUACCAUCUUCCUUCAUCGUCAACCGACCCUUCUUCUUUUUUAUCUACCAUGAGGCCACUAACAGCUUGUUGUUUAUGGGCCGAGUGACUGACCCCACCAAAAACGGAGCCUAAUGAGCACAGUGCAUUUGGUGCCUGGAGAGGUGUUGUACAUGUAAGAUGUUUCAUUUGUAUGUAUUAAAGGUGAACAGAUAUUCAUUCAA